CACAUUUUGUGGUUGCUGUUAUAGUAACAAGAGAAAGUAAACAAACUCAGUUGUACGUGUUGCACCCCCUUUACUAUUAGUUGAGGAGGCUAGGCAACGUGACAUCUUGACAUCGGAAUGGGUUUAAUGCAAUUACUGAGGAGGCUGUCCGAGCUCCGAAAGCCGACAAGAAAGCUGCGUAUUCUCCUUCUUGGUCUGGACAAUGCGGGCAAGACCACCAUCCUCAAGGUGAUAGCUAAAGAGACGCAAGACAAAGAUCAAGUCGAACCAACUAGAGGAUUCAAUAUAAAGAGCGUGAAUUCAUCAGGAUUCAGACUGGAUGUGUGGGACAUUGGGGGACAGAGAGCUUUGAGACCUUACUGGAAGAACUACUUUGAGGAAACGGACAUACUGAUCUACGUUGUGGACAGCGCUGAUCCUGGUAGACUAGAAGAAUCACGAGUACAGUUGGAUGAGCUUCUGGUGGAGGAUAAACUCACUGGAGUACCCCUACUAGUGUUUGCAAAUAAACAAGACCUAGGGAUGGCUUUAAAAGCUGAUGAUAUCAGCAAUGAUAUGAAGCUAACUGAGCUGACUGACAGACGAUGGCAGAUACAACCAUGCUCGGCCAAAACUGAAGAAGGGAUUGCGGAUGGGAUAGACUGGGUACUCAAGAGUGUAAAGGCAUCGUCUAAAAACUGAUCUGCUUCCAAUCAUUAUAAUUAUUAGGCAUACCCACUGAACACUUGACUUACAUGUACAUAGUAUUAUUAUUCAUCUCACAUAAUUAUUGUAACACUCAUUUGCUAUAAUUAUUAUAAUAUUUUUUUAGUGCACAAAUAAACAA
Messenger RNA from Halichondria panicea, 826 nucleotides. RefSeq lists its product as uncharacterized. Lineage: Eukaryota; Metazoa; Porifera; Demospongiae; Suberitida; Halichondriidae. Gene Ontology annotation, biological process: cilium assembly. Gene Ontology annotation, cellular component: cytoplasm; microtubule cytoskeleton. Gene Ontology annotation, molecular function: GTPase activity; GTP binding. The record is from RefSeq and is a predicted model, not a curated record. Bases 118 to 681 code for a protein of 187 amino acids. The transcript has 5 exons.